UCGACUUUGCUGAUAAAUAUAAAUUAGGCUGCUUUACGACUCAGUUGGUAUAACUUCGCGGUCGAAACACCUCAACACGUAAUCAGUACUUUUUUUUAGUUUCUGUCGCGUCAGUAUUUCUUUUCUAUAUUUUCGUAAAUUUACGCAAAAAUGUACAAGAUAAUUCAAACUAUAGUUCCAGUCAGCAGGUCGACAUUCGGAUCAUUAUGCAGCCGUUCAUCAUCUACCGGGGGAUUUAGUAUUAAAUUGAAUGAUGAGCAACGUGAAAUGCAAGAUUUGGCUAAAAAAUUUACGAGAGAUGAAAUCAUUCCGAAGGCCGCAUAUUACGAUAAAACUGGUGAAUUUCCGUACGACGUUGUUAAGAAGGCACAUUCAGUGGGCUUAAUGAAUUUAUCUUUACCGCAGGAGUACGGUGGCACAGGACUUAAUUGUUUAGACUCGUGUUUAGUCGUUGAAGAAUUGGCUUUCGGAUGUUCAGGUAUUCAAGUUGCAAUAACAUCCAGUGGAUUGGCCCAAUCUCCUGUUAUAUUGGCUGGUAACGAUCAACAGAAAAAGAAAUAUUUAGGCAGACUUGCAGAGGAGCCUAUGUUUGCUGCGUUUGCUGUUACCGAACCUGGAGCAGGGUCAGACGUAAAUGGCAUAAAGACAAGAGCCGAAAAGAAAGGAGACGAGUGGAUAAUCAACGGUCAAAAAAUGUGGAUCACAAACGGAGGCAUUGCUAAUUGGUACUUCGUACUGGCACGAACCAAUCCCGAUCCGAAAGCUCCAGCCAGUAAAGCAUUUACUGGUUUUAUUGUCGAAGCCAAUACUCCCGGUGUGACUCCUGGUCGAAAAGAAAUGAAUAUGGGUCAACGUUGCAGCGAUACACGUGGAAUUACAUUUGAAGAUGUACGAGUACCAAAAGAAAAUGUUCUAAUUGGCGAAGGGGCAGGAUUCAAAGUUGCUAUGCAGACUUUUGAUAAGACUCGUUCGCCGGUAGCUGCUGGAGCUGUGGGCAUUGCUACUCGAGCUCUGCAUGAAGCCACAAACUAUGCAUUGCAAAGAAAAACAUUCGGCAUUCCCAUCGCUCAACAUCAAGCUGUUUCCUCACUACUCGCUGACAUGGCUAUUAGUGUGGAAACUGGACGCUUAAUCUGGAUGAAAGCUGCAUUUGAAGAAGAUAACGACAGUCAGAAUAGGGCUUACUAUGCGUCUAUUGCGAAGUGCUAUGCAGCUGAUAUGGCCAAUCGAGUCGCAUCUGAUGCUGUACAGGUGUUUGGUGGUGCAGGUUUCAACUCGGAAUACCCCGUGGAAAAGCUAAUGCGAGAUGCUAAGAUCUAUCAAAUUUAUGAAGGAACCAGCCAGAUUCAAAGGCUUAUCGUUGCAAAAUCGUUGAUUGCAGAAGCAAAGAGAAGAAUUUAAGCAGAUAAAUUAAUUACUACUAACUUAAAUCAUAAUCUUCUGUUCAAUUAAAAAUUAAAUAAAAUUAAAAAAAAACUUUAACCUGAAUGUGA
Molecule: messenger RNA, 1493 nt
Organism: Bradysia coprophila
Lineage: Eukaryota; Metazoa; Arthropoda; Insecta; Diptera; Sciaridae
Product: medium-chain specific acyl-CoA dehydrogenase, mitochondrial-like
Biological process (GO): medium-chain fatty acid catabolic process
Cellular component (GO): mitochondrion; cytoplasm
Molecular function (GO): medium-chain fatty acyl-CoA dehydrogenase activity; flavin adenine dinucleotide binding
Source: RefSeq, a predicted model, not a curated record